Eubalaena glacialis (North Atlantic right whale) is the source of this 1872-nucleotide messenger RNA. It is a transcript of the gene COL25A1, whose product is annotated as collagen type XXV alpha 1 chain. The record is from RefSeq and is a predicted model, not a curated record. Lineage: Eukaryota; Metazoa; Chordata; Mammalia; Artiodactyla; Balaenidae. The transcript is spliced from 33 exons. The coding region runs from base 1 to 1872 and encodes 623 amino acids.
AUGCUGGUGAAGAAGCAAGCAGGGAAAGGAGGGGGGCGGGAGCCGGGCUCCGAGGACCGGAGCCCAGGCGGGCAGCGUUGUGCCCGGACCGUGUCCCCGUGCGCCGCCCUGGCCACCCUCCUGUCAGUAGUGGCCUUGAUGUCUUGUCUGUACCUGGGGGCGAAAACCAACGACCUCCAGGCGAGGAUCGCCGCCCUCGAAUCCGCCAAAGGAGACCCUUCCAUCCGUCUGCUGCCUGAUUGUCUGGAUCAGCUCAAAGCAAUGGUGCAAGAGAAAGUGGAGCGACUUCUGGCUCAGAAAUCCUAUGAACAUAUGGCUAAAAUAAGAAUCGCAAGAGAAGCACCUUCAGAGUGCAACUGCCCAGCAGGCCCUCCGGGGAAACGAGGUAAAAGGGGCCGAAGAGGAGAAUCUGGUCCUCCUGGUCAGCCUGGUCCUGAGGGCCCUCCUGGUCCAAAAGGUGAUAAGGGAGAACAGGGCGAUCAGGGACCUCGGGGUCUGCCAGGCUUCUCCACAGUUGCCGCUCUGCACAGUAAUCAGAUCCUCACCGUCAAGGGUGACCAAGGACAGGCUGGGCCUCCAGGCCCUCCAGGACCUCCAGGCCCACGAGGGCCUCCUGGGGACACAGGGAAAGAUGGCCCCCGCGGAAUGCCAGGAGUGCCUGGUGAACCAGGGAAACCAGGAGAACAAGGCUUGAUGGGUCCUCUGGGGCCUCCAGGACAAAAGGGUUCUGUUGGAGCACCUGGAAUUCCAGGGAUGAAUGGGCAAAAGGGUGAGCCCGGGUUGCCUGGAACAGGAGGACAGAAUGGAAUGCCAGGGCCCAAGGGAGAACCUGGAGAACGAGGAGAAAAGGGAGAUGCUGGAGAGAAUGGCCCCAAAGGUGAUACAGGUGAAAAGGGUGACCCUGGAUCGUCCGCUGCAGGAAUUAAGGGAGAGCCCGGAGAAUCUGGUCGUCCAGGGCAAAAGGGUGAACCAGGGCUUCCUGGGCUUCCUGGACUUCCGGGGAUAAAGGGAGAACCGGGUUUCAUUGGUCCUCAAGGAGAACCAGGCUUACCAGGGUUACCAGGAACAAAGGGCGACCGUGGGGAGGCAGGGCAUCCUGGAAGAGGGGAUCGAGGGGAGCCUGGAGCCCCUGGACCAAAGGGUGACCGUGGAGACAAAGGGGACUCUGGAGCCCUGGGACCAAGGGGUCCACCUGGUCAAAAGGGAGAUCAAGGAGCCACCGAGAUCAUAGACUACAACGGCAACCUCCAUGAAGCCUUGCAGGGUCCCCCUGGACCACCUGGACCUCAAGGACUACAAGGGCCAAAGGGAGAGCCAGGAUCUCCAGGAGUCCCAGGAGUUGAUGGAGAGCAGGGACUCAAAGGUUCAAAGGGAGACAUGGGGGACCCAGGUAUGCCAGGUGAAAAAGGAGGAAUUGGACUUCCUGGAUUACCGGGUGCCAAUGGAAUGAAAGGAGAAAAAGGAGACUCGGGAUUGCCAGGUCCUCAGGGUCCUUCCAUCAUAGGCCCACCAGGCCCACCAGGUCCCCAUGGCCCACCAGGCCCCAUGGGACCCCAUGGACUUCCUGGACCAAAGGGUGAACCAGGGUUAAAUGGUGUUAAAGGAUUGAAGGGUGAACCAGGUCAAAAGGGUGACAGAGGACCCCUUGGUCUUCCAGGAGCAUCUGGCUUAGACGGAAAGCCAGGAUCCCGGGGUACAGAUGGCCCUAUGGGACCCCAUGGCCCUGCAGGUCCCAAAGGAGAAAGAGGUGAAAAAGGAGCUAUGGGAGAGCCGGGACCCCGAGGGCCGUAUGGUCUUCCCGGUUUCCCUGGUCCACGAGGCGAGAAGGGUGAUCUAGGAGAAAAGGGAGAAAAGGUGACCUCUCCAGCCUAG